AGGGGUUACUCCUGGCUCUGCUCACAGUGAUAAUUCCUGGUGAUUUGGAAAAUCAUAUGGGGUGCUGUGGAUGGAAACUGGGAUAUUUGGCUUUGUUACAAAAUCAAGUCAAAACAAACUUUCUGGUGAAGAGUGUGCAGAUUUGACAUGGCAGUUCAAGGAAUAAAUAAGCAUGCUGUACUCCCUCCCAUUCUGAGUAGAAGUGACAAGAAAUUUCUGGAAAGCAUACAAAGAUACAUAAUUACAGAAAUUGAAAAAGUGGGAUGUACUGAGGAAGGACCUGCUGAUGAAUAUUACAUCAUAUACCGUAAUGUUUUUGAUAAGGUAAUAGAUUAUGUCACUACAUACAAAUCCAUUCUUACUUUAAUCAAAAAAGAAUAUGAUGCAUUUAUUGAAACAAUGAAGAAAAAUCAAAGAACUACAUUUUCUCUUCAUGGAAAACUUAAAGUUUGGGCAGCAGAGCCCACAACAUUUGUAUAUCAUAGGAAAAGAAUAAUUCAACUCGAAGAAAAACUGAGGGUUAUUGAAAAUAAUUCAUCAAAGAUUCAAUUGGAAAUAGACAAAAUAAAACAAUGUAGAGCAGAAUAUGACACAGAAGGAAUAAAAUGUCAAGUACCCUGCAAAAAUCCUUCAAAACCCAUUCCAGGCAUGACUCUCCAAGAGUCAGUGAAUUUAGACGAUCUCAAAAAAUACCUGAAGCAUCUUGAAGAUAAAUGCACAGAAAUGAAACAAGUAAAGGAGAAAAAAUAUGUGCCAAUUCAAAGGAAAGAUGAUUUAGAAGAGGAAAUAAUUAUGCUUUUAAAACGGCGGGAUGUAGCUGAAAAUAUGAAAAAAGAAUUACAGCUUCGUUACCAAAGACUGCAGCUGGUUUCAUUUGCAUUCUCUUCAUGGAUAAAAUCUAAUAUGAGCACAUUGUUUCAAGACUUCAUGGAGCAUGUUCAGACACUGCAAGAACAACAGGAUAAGAAAGGCACUUUUGAGGAUAUAUUUGAAGAUAAUCCAAACAAAGCAAAAGAAACUGAAAAUUUGCUCUCCUACAUUGAAAGGUUCAAUGAAUUAAUGUCCCUCGGUGAAUAUGAAAAGGCAGCUUACCUUACAGCCAACUCUCCUAGAAGAAUUCUUCAAAACAUUGGGACAAUGGAUAAAUUUAAAGAUGCUGGAAGAAUUAAAGGAAAGCCUUUUCCAUUAUUGCUAUUCUUUGAGGCUAUCUUUAGCACAAGUCAUGCUUUUAAAAGCCCUGUUGAUGCAGAGCUAACACUGGAAGGAAUCAAGUGUGGAUUAUCAGAACAACGUUUAGAUUUAGUUAUCAACUGGGUGACCCAGGAAAAGCUGACAUUUUGUGAGAAGGCUGGAGAUGUGAUUUAUGACUAUGGGGAGCAUAACAUUAACAGCAAGGCCAAGUGCUUAGCUUUAGCUCAGAUUAUCUACAAUGAGUGUGGCCUGUACAAGAAAGCUCUUCUUUGCCAGUGUAAACAGGGUCAAAUUCAUGAGGUCAUGGAGCAUAUACAACAUGUCAAGGACUUGACUUCUGAUGACUUGCUGAACCUAAUAAAGUUAUGUCCCAACACUAAAUUAAUUCAUAGUCUAACCAAAGAAUGGAAUGGAAAACCACCAGUUUUAUCUUUUUCUCUUGCUGUUCUUCAUCUGUUCUCUAUAGAUAUGAAAAAAGUUGUGAUUAAACUACUUCAAGAAAUAAACGAAGGUGAGAAAGCUACAAUCGAAUGCCUUAUGAUAAAUGAUCCAUUGUGCUCCAUGGAAAGUUGGCAAGAAAUUGCAGCUAAGUGUUUACAGAAUGGAUUUCAAAAAUUAUCUAAUAACAUCAUAACCAUUCUUCGUUCUCAGGCUGGAGUGUCAGAGAUUUCUAAAGAGGAUGAUACAGUCAACUUAAUGGAUCAUGUGUUUUGGUAGUUCUCUACCUUAACCAGUUGGGGGCACUUAUACAACAUUUUAUGUAUGUUGGCUGGAGACACUGAUCUUGA
Molecule: messenger RNA, 1979 nt
Organism: Sorex araneus (European shrew)
Lineage: Eukaryota; Metazoa; Chordata; Mammalia; Eulipotyphla; Soricidae
Gene: CLHC1
Product: clathrin heavy chain linker domain containing 1
Exons: 12
Coding region: 148-1908 (586 amino acids)
Source: RefSeq, a predicted model, not a curated record